AUGAAACUCACCGCAGUCGUUCCCUACCUCAUCUACGCCUUCCUCCCCUCCGCCCUCGCCGGCGACCGGAUCCUCCAGUCGUCCUCGCUCAACAACUGCCAAAAGGACUCGGACUUUGAAGCCAGCCUGUUCAACAUUGUCGUGUCGGCCAACAAUGGCUCCGUCACGGCCAACGUCGCCGCCGUCGUCUCCGUCGAGGGCAAGGCCGUCUUCGACGUGGCGCUCCGCAUCUACGGCUACGAGUACCUGCGCAUGACCAUCGACCCGUGCACCUCCAACCUCCAGGGCCUGUGCCCGAUGAAGCCCGGCAAGAUCGACAUGGAGUUCUCGUUCGAGAUCGGCGACAAGCUCGACGCCGUGCCCGGCAUCGCCUACACCAUCCCCGACCUCGACGCCACCAUCCGCGCCAUCGUCAACCUCACCGACACGAACCAGACCGUCGCCUGCGUCGAGGCCGACUUCUCCAACGGCAAGACGGUCGACCUCGUCGGCGUCAAAUGGGCCACCGCCGUCAUCGCCGGCCUCGGCCUCGGCUCCGCCGGCAUCAUCUCCGCCAUGGGCCACUCGGACGCCGCCGCCCACCUCGCCGCCAACGCCCUCUCGCUCUUCGGCUACUUCCAGGCCCAGGCCUUCCUAGGCCUCAGCGGCGUCGACAUGCCCCCCAUCGUCCAGGGCUGGACCCAGAACUUCCAGUGGUCCAUGGGCAUCGUGCACCUCGGCUGGAUGCAGACGCUGUGCACCUGGUACCAGCGCUCCACCGGCGGCACGGCCUCGCGCCUGCUCGACACGGUCAGCAGCGUCUCGGUCCAGGUCUCGAAGCGCUCCGUCGACCUGGUCCACGGCUCCGUCAAGCGCGGCCUCGGCGCUCUCGCCAAGCGCGCCAACAUCAAGCUCGAGAACGGCUCCUACCUCGUCUACGGCAUCCAGCGCGUCGCGUUCAAGGCCCGCAUCGAGACGACGAACCUCUUCCUCACCGGCCUCAUCGUCUACUGCGCCUUCGUACUCUUCACCGUCCUCGGCGUCGCCGCCUUCCGCUACGGCACCGAGAUCGCCGCCAAGAACAACUGGACCAAGCGCGACCGCUUCGUCGAGUUCCGCCGCGACUGGAAGACGACGCUCAAGGGCAUCCUGUUCCGCCUCUGCCUCAUCGGCUUCCCCCAGAUCGCCGUCCUGUGCCUCUGGGAGUUUGUCCAGGCCGACUCGCCCGCCCUCAUCGUCCUCGCCGUCGUUUUCUUCUUCGGCACCCUCUUCACCCUCUUCUGGGCCUCCUUCAAGGUCAUCCGCAUCGCCAAGCAGUCCAUCCUCACCCACCAGAACCCCGCCCACGUCCUCUUCUCCAACCCCGCCAUCAUCAACAAGUGGGGCUUCCUCUACGUCCAGUACCGCGCCUCCGCCUACUACUUCAUCAUCCCCUUCAUCGCCUACGUCUUCCUCAAGGCCGCCGUCGGCCUCCUCGACCUCGACGAGGACGACUCGAACCGCCGCGAGUCGCUGCGUUUCGGAGAAAAGGCCAUCGAGGGCGGCAUGGGCAACGCCCCCUACCGGCCGCCCUCCCCACCCUCCGGCGACAACCACGAGCUCUCGGUCCUCCCGUCGGCCGGCACCCGCCCCGCCAUCAGCCCCUCCGUGCCCAUGUUCCCCGCGGACCCGUCCAUACGGCCCCGCACGCCCGUCACGCCACACUCCCAGCCCGGGAACGACUUUCCGCCGACAAGUCCCUUUGCCAACCACCAAAAUAUGCACGAGUUCCGGUUGCAAAACAACAACAGUCCAUGGCAGCGCGGCGCUGGGUACGACCACUAA
Messenger RNA from Colletotrichum spaethianum, 1803 nucleotides. Its product is annotated as flavin carrier protein 2. Lineage: Eukaryota; Fungi; Ascomycota; Sordariomycetes; Glomerellales; Glomerellaceae. Gene Ontology annotation, biological process: fungal-type cell wall biogenesis; transmembrane transport. The record is from RefSeq and is a predicted model, not a curated record. Bases 1 to 1803 code for a protein of 600 amino acids. The transcript is spliced from 3 exons.